Impatiens glandulifera is the source of this 785-nucleotide messenger RNA. Its product is annotated as high mobility group B protein 3-like. Lineage: Eukaryota; Viridiplantae; Streptophyta; Magnoliopsida; Ericales; Balsaminaceae. The transcript is spliced from 8 exons. The record is from RefSeq and is a predicted model, not a curated record. Bases 114 to 557 code for a protein of 147 amino acids.
UACCCGUACGCUCUAUAUUUAUUCUCCUUAUUGCUUCAUCAAAAUAAAAAUAUCUCAAAUACCCUAACCCUAGCUCUUCUCUCUCAACUUAUUCAUCCACAAAAGGAUUCAUUAUGAAAGGAGGUAAAUCGAAAGCAGAGUCUAAGAAGGCUGAUGCAAAGCUUGCUGUGAAGAAAGCGCCCGCUAAGGGUGCUGGAAAAUCUGCUAAGGCAGCAAAGGACCCUAACAAACCCAAGAGGCCUCCUAGCGCUUUCUUUGUCUUUAUGGAACAAUUCAGAGUAGACUAUAAAGAAAAGCACCCAAAGAACAAAUCUGUGUCUGUUGUUGGGAAAGCUGCUGGAGAGAAGUGGAAGUCAUUGUCUGAUGCUGAGAAAGUUCCUUAUGUUGAGAAAGCAGAAAAGCGCAAGAGGGAUUACGAGAAGCUAAUGGAUGCCUACAACAAGAAAUUGGCUGGAGAAGUCCCUGAUGAAGAAGAGGAAUCUGACAAGUCAAAGUCUGAAGUCAAUGAUGAGGAUGAAGAUGAUGAUGGGUCUGAUGAGGAGGAAGAUGAUGACUAGGAAUGAUGGAAUUCAAUUGUGACAGAGAUAGCUGCUGUUCACUCUAUGUUUGGGUCUUUUUUUUUAAUUGUUUAAUAGUACAUUUUAACUAGUUCAUUUUCUAUCAUAUCUGUUUCCAUUAGAAGGAUAAAAGAGUAGAUAAUCAGGUUAUCUUUUGUAUGGCAACAUAUUUACAUAACUAUCUAUCUAUCAAUCUAUCUUUAAGUUAAUUCAGUUAUUAUUAUUAUU